Molecule: messenger RNA, 1173 nt
Organism: Aegilops tauschii subsp. strangulata
Lineage: Eukaryota; Viridiplantae; Streptophyta; Magnoliopsida; Poales; Poaceae
Source: RefSeq, a predicted model, not a curated record
AUGAAGAAUAACUUAUUCUGCACCCUGAUGGGCCCGCGUCUGGUUUUCAACUCUGAACCGGUACGAAAAGAACCCAGCCACCCGCGAUCCCACCUUAUCCUGGCCCUGGCUCCUGACGGCGCCGCCCCGCCCCACCUCCUCCCCUGCACCCGGCGCCGCCUCGCCCCACCCCACCUCCUCCCCUGCUCCCGGCGCCGCCUCGUUCCACCUCCUCCCCGGCUCGCGGCGCCGCCCCGCCUCACCUCCGGUCCUACUCCCGGCGCCGCCCCAUCCCACCUCCUCCUCGACUCGCGGCGCCGCCCGGCCCCGAACCUCCAAGCUCCCCACAUCCGGGGGCCGCCUCGACCCUCUACCCCCUCCCUAGGUCCCGGCGCCGCCCGGCCCCCAUUCUCCCCGGGUCCCCUCGAUGCCUGGUCCCCAACCUCCCCGGCUCCCGGCGCCGCCAACCGCCCUGCUCCCCUGGCUCCGGUAGCUGCCCCCGCCUGUUCCCCUCCCGCGGGGAUGACAGCGCGAAUCCGGACUGCGUGGUGGGGCAGUGAGUCUCGUCGGAGUGGAGCUCCUCCGCCUCUAGCCAUCGGUAGUUCAUUGUUCAUGGUGAAGCCCAGGGUGCUCGUCGGCGAUCACAAGAAGCAGGCCGUCAAGGAGCUGGGUGACAUGGUGCAGCGGUGUGGCCAGUUCAACUACCUGAACUGUUUGACAGGUAUGACCAGUGACAGCGAGUAGGCGGCUAGUGUACUGCGGCGAGCAAGGAGACAGAGGCAUGGAGUAGAUGUGUGUGGCGAGCCGCUCAUGGCCGAUGCAGCGGCUGUCUCUACUGCCGGCUUCCAGUGCUACCCCGCCAGUUGCCGUUGCCCCACGUUGUGUGUUUUGGAGCCCCACGUUGGCCCAAGCUGCUAUGAUGUGUUGUCACCAUUUAUAAUCUGUUAAAUGACCGGUAUGUUCUUGUUGUCAGUUCAUGUGUGUCCUUGUUGUCAGGUCGUGUUCAUCUUUUAUAGUCAGUUCAUGUACAUGUGUGUUUGUAAUCACGGUGUGUUCUAAUAACUUCUUUCAGAAACCACUUUGUAGCUCUGUUCAGCUAUGGGUUCUCCGUUCCCAGAAAGCUAAACAUCAGUUCUUCUAAUUUGUAAAGAAAAUGUAGUUUUUCGGAUUAACAUAAGAACACGACUUCUUUGA